AAUAAAAUCACAUCUAUAGUACAAAAGUUAACUCUGAGACCAUAAAUGUAGAACAAUAUCUAGUACAGAUCAUAUUGAAGUUCCUAUAUCCGGGUUAACCAGUCAUUUCUGUCCAUUGUAUUUAUAUUCAAAACCGUCCGGAUUUUUGACCGAUACCUUGUUGUAAAGAGGGAUUAAUCAUAGGGUAUUGGCUUGAUUUCGCUGUGUGUAUAGUUUCCUAUAUAGAGACCUUAUUCUAUCAGUGGACGACGCACAUUGGGUCAAGAUUGAUCAUCAUAAAUUGUGUGUGAAUUUAUACGUAAAAAUCUACCAUGGCAGCUGUUAGUGAAAAGAUUCAGGCGAAAAUUAACGGAAAGAAGGUGAUGGUGUUUUCCAAGUCUUACUGUCCGUACUGCACCAAGGCGAAGAAGGCACUGGGAAAAUACAACCUGUCACCGGACGACUACGAGGUUUGGGAGAUCGAGAAUGAACCUGACUGUGAGGCCAUACAGAAGGAACUCGGUAAAAUAACGGGGGGAUCGUCGGUCCCGCGAGUGUUCAUCAACGGGAAGUUUAUCGGCGGGGGCGACGAGACUGCCGCAGCCGACAGGAAUGGCAAACUGAAGACGAUGCUCGAGGGUUGAUCUCCACGUCUGUGAUAAUAUCUGUGUCAUGCUGCUCUUACUCAUUACGUGUUCGUCGUAAAUUAGACUUUGUAACCUAAAUCAAGUUGUUUUGUUGCCUUUUUUAAUUGACAUUUGUUCAAAUCAAACACAUUUUCAUAAUGUCUACCAGUUUCAUAACCUUCACAUGUACAUGCUGAAAUUCUAUUUUAUAAUAAAUUGUCCAUUUCAUCUUAAUAAACAUUGCAUAAGGUC
This is a messenger RNA of Mya arenaria, 857 nucleotides long. RefSeq lists its product as uncharacterized. The record is from RefSeq and is a predicted model, not a curated record. Bases 312 to 623 code for a protein of 103 amino acids. Gene Ontology annotation, cellular component: cytoplasm. NCBI's taxonomy places the organism in Eukaryota, Metazoa, Mollusca, Bivalvia, Myida, Myidae. Gene Ontology annotation, molecular function: glutathione disulfide oxidoreductase activity. Gene Ontology annotation, biological process: cellular response to oxidative stress. The transcript has 2 exons.